This is a messenger RNA of Penicillium brevicompactum, 816 nucleotides long. RefSeq names its product SDR family oxidoreductase. Bases 1 to 816 code for a protein of 271 amino acids. Gene Ontology annotation, cellular component: cytosol. NCBI's taxonomy places the organism in Eukaryota, Fungi, Ascomycota, Eurotiomycetes, Eurotiales, Aspergillaceae. Gene Ontology annotation, molecular function: oxidoreductase activity. The record is from RefSeq and is a predicted model, not a curated record. The transcript is spliced from 3 exons.
AUGCCCACAGUGAUGUCAAAGCGCCUUGAUGGGAAGACAAUCCUUAUCACCGGUGCAUCAUCUGGAAUUGGUCGAUCAACUACCUUCGAGUUUGCUCGAACGUCACCCCAAAAUCUCAAACUCAUCUUGACGGCACGCCGAAUUGACAGCCUCAAUCAAAUAGCGGCUGAGAUCGUCCAAGAAGUCGGAGCAGGAGUCAAGGUGCUCCCAGUACAACUCGAUGUGAGCAAUGCAGAAGAAGUGCGGAGGCUUUUGAGCAAGCUACCUGCCGAGUUCAAGGAGAUUGAUGUGUUGGUCAAUAAUGCUGGUCUCGUCAAAGGCGUCGCCAAAGCCCCCGAAAUCGCUGAAGACGACCUGGAGGUCAUGUUCAAGACCAAUGUAACUGGUUUGAUCAACAUGACACAAGCCAUUUUACCCUCCAUGCUAGCGCGCAAUAACGGCGAGGGCUCUGGAGACAUUAUCAACAUCGGAUCGAUUGCGGGUCGCGAACCAUACCCCGGUGGUAGCAUCUACUGCGCCACCAAGGCUGCUGUUCGAUCUUUCACUGAGAGUCUGCGCAAAGAGUUGAUUGCCAAGCGGGUCCGUGUAAUUGGCAUUGAUCCUGGUCAGGUUGAAACCGAGUUCUCGGUUGUGCGAUUCUACGGCGAUAAGAGUAAAGCCGAUGCUGUCUAUUCGGGCUGCGAGCCAUUGACUCCCGACGACAUUGCCGAGACCAUUGUGUUCGCAGCUGGACGCAGGGAGAAUGUUGUUGUCGCUGACACCCUACUUUUCCCUAAUCACCAAGCGAGUGCUACCAUCAUGCAUCGGAAGUUGUAA